AUGCACAGCCGAAGUGAGACGUUGGAAGAUGUUGUAAAGGCAGCAGCUGACAGUGUUUGUUUGCAGAAAAAGAUCACAGGGCCUGAGAGCUGCACCUUCAGUGAAAUCACCAUUGGCAUGGUCCAAGACACACCACCUCUUCCAGACAAGUCCUUCACACCCACAGAUAUAAGGACCAGUCAAGAAAAAGACUCCGUCAUUGGCCCAGAUUCAGACAGUGAUGAAGAAGGAGCCCUGGUGUGGAGAUCUCCCCGUCUGCAGAGCCGUGAGGACAGCAGAGCGCAGGAGCUGAUUCCGGAGCCUGAGCUGGAGCAAUGCCCACAGGUACCCGAGACUGAGGACCCUCAUCACUCAGAUGACCAGAACAGCUCAACUGAAGGUGAUCCGGUGGCAGCGGAGUGCGAGGCACCCCAGGAGCAGCUCAUCGAUCAUCCUGCUGAAGAAGCUGGCAUAGAUGGAGACUCUGAUGCAAUGUGGAUUCCAACCCAGGUGAACCUGUCUCGGCUGAGACGGUUGACUUGA
Knipowitschia caucasica is the source of this 522-nucleotide messenger RNA. The record is from the annotation of a GenBank genome assembly. Lineage: Eukaryota; Metazoa; Chordata; Actinopteri; Gobiiformes; Gobiidae.